UAUGCAGAAGCAAACAAUAAUUGCGCCGCUGCUCGUGAAUUCUGUAUCAAUGAGAAGCAAGUAAGAGAAUGGCGAAAAAAUAAAACAACACUAAAAGACAUGCCAAGAAGCAAGAAAAAAUGUCCAACGAGGUGCGCUUCAUUUCCUGAGCUAGAGAAAGAUCUCAAUAAUUGGGUUGUUGAAUGUCGACAAAAUGGGCACAUUGUCACUAGAACUGGAAUUCGUCUGCGUGCUCUGCAAAUGUCGAAAGACGACAAAUACAAGUCAGUAAAGCCGUCAAUGUUUGUCGCAUCAGCGGGUUGGUGUACUCGCUUCAUGAACCGUCAUGGUCUCUGUCUUUGUCAGCGAACAAAGAUAGCGCAAAAGCUGCCGAGGGAUCUGGAAGAAAAAAUUGAAUCUUUCCAAAGGUUUAUUAUAAAAUAUCGGAAGGAAUAUGCAUUUGAACUGUCACAAAUAGGAAAUAUGGGUGAAACACCAAUGACAUUCGAUCUCCCGAGCAACAGAACGGUAACCGGUGUUGGUAAAAGAACAGUUUUAUCGUGUUUGGCAAAUGGAUCAAAGCUCCCUCCUGUUGUUAUUUUUAAAAGAAGAACCUUGCCUAAAAACAUGCAAUUUCCUGCUGGUGUCAUCAUACGUGCACACGAAAAGGGAUGGAUGGAUGAAAAUGGGACUAUUGAAUGGCUGGAAAAAGUGUGGAAUAAGAGACCAGGAGCAUUUUUCAAGAAACCGGCUAUGCUCGUUUGGGACAUGUUCAGGGCACACAAGACUGAUGAGGUGAAAAAUGUGGCCAAAAAUAUGAAAACUACUUUGGCUGUAAUACCUGGAGGCUUAACUUCAGUUCUACAACCGCUUGAUGUCUGCCUGAACAAACCCUUUAAAGACAGGCUACGCAAAAUGUGGUCUGAAUGGAUGUGCUCAGGCAUGGCAAAGUUGACAAAAGGCGGAAAUCUUAUGAAGCCCGAAAUCAAUCUGGUCGCCCAGUGGAUCAAGGACGCGUGGGUGUCCAUUCCUUCGGAAAUGGUAGAAAAAUCAUUUAGGAAAUGCUGUAUCAGCAAUGCACUCGACGGGUCAGAAGAUGAUGCCAUAUUUGAUGACACAACAGAGGCUGCUGAUGAGAAGGAAUCUGAGUCUGAAGAUGACGCUGCCAACAUCUACGAUGACAAUGCAGGUGCAGCUGUGACUGAAGCUGAGUUUAAUGAACUGUUUGGUGAAUCAGAGACUGAUUCAGACUUUGAAGGAUUUUAAGACUUUUUAAAGUCUCAUAUUGUUUGUUUUAAAUAUCCAUUUACUGAUUUUAAAUAUUGACUGUAAUUUUGAGGGUGAAUACAUAUUCAUUCAGUUAUUAUUAUAACAACAACACGUUUUUCAUUAGAUUACAUUAAAAUAAUUCUA
Trachemys scripta elegans is the source of this 1392-nucleotide messenger RNA. It is a transcript of the gene POGK, whose product is annotated as pogo transposable element derived with KRAB domain. Bases 100 to 1245 code for a protein of 381 amino acids. Gene Ontology annotation, molecular function: DNA binding. Lineage: Eukaryota; Metazoa; Chordata; Testudines; Emydidae. The record is from RefSeq and is a predicted model, not a curated record. The transcript is spliced from 2 exons. Gene Ontology annotation, cellular component: nucleus.